AUGGGAAGAAAAGGUGUUGUUUGCUGGUGUUUGUGUUUCUUUGUUACUGUUUGGUGUGUUAGAGCAGCUAGAUUGGGGAGUAAUGGGUUGGAAAUAGGAGAUAAAGAUAAUAACACUACGGUGGCUGCUUAUGGCGGGUCAGGAAAUGGUGGCCGGGGAGGAUAUGGUACUGGUGGAGGGAGGGGAUACGGGUCAAGAAAUAGGGGUGGGUAUGGGAAUGGAGGGAGAGGUGGAUUUGGUUCUCCUGGUGGUAAUAUGGGCGGGGGUGGUGAUUCUUCUGGUGGUGAUAUGGGCGGAGGUGGUGGCUCUGAUGAUGACGAUAUGGGUGGAGGCGGUGGUCGAAGUGGUGGAUCAGGUUCGGGCCCUGGUAAGGGAAUUGGAGUUGGAAGAGGUGGAUAUAGUGGAGGUGGUGGUUUUGGGUCAGGGUCUGGCAACUGGGGUGGAUAUGGCAAUGUAGGAAAUCCGUCUACCGGGGGAGGAUUUGUGGGGGGCGGGUAUGGUUCAAGAGGAGGUUUUGCGGGUGGUGGAGGUGGGUUCGGGUCCAGGACGGGUCCAGGCUUGGGUUAUGGAAACUUUGGAGGUUCAGCGAGUGGCGGUUUUAGUGGUGGUGAUGGUGGCGGAGGAGGAGGUCCUCAUAAUAAAGGAGACAAGAAUUAG
Molecule: messenger RNA, 657 nt
Organism: Helianthus annuus (common sunflower)
Lineage: Eukaryota; Viridiplantae; Streptophyta; Magnoliopsida; Asterales; Asteraceae
Product: glycine-rich protein 5-like
Exons: 1
Coding region: 1-657 (218 amino acids)
Source: RefSeq, a predicted model, not a curated record